AUGGCCGUCCCUCUCCCACCACAAUGGGUCGUUGACCUGAACGCCCCUCCGACUGCCAAACCCAAGACCUCGAAUAUUCCCGACCCACCAGGCUACACUGCCCCGACCACCGUCACCAGCUCAAAGUCGUCCAAGAAUGCCGUCGCUCAGACAUCUGCUCGCAAAGCUCCUACCACUGAAGAGAUGGAUACUUUGAAGCUCAAGAAGGCUUGGGAGGUCGCCAUUGCACCAGCCAAGCAGCUGCCCAUGAAUGCUUUUGGCAUGUACAUGUCGGGCAACAGUCUUCAAAUCUUCAGUAUCAUGAUGGUCUUCAUGCUGUUCAAGGGCCCUAUCCAAGCUCUCAUCAACAUCCAGAAUGUCUUUGCCCGCUUCGAGACCGAAGGCACUCGCGAUCGCUUGAUCAUGGUCAAGCUUGCUUACGUCGCAUGUAACUUCCUGGCUCUGGCUCUGGGUAUCUGGAAGGUCAAUGGUAUGGGUCUGCUGCCGUAUGUUUUCACUUUUAUUUCUCUUGACAAGUCUCUCGCUAACAUGUUAUCAGANACCACCCGGUCCGAUUGGCUUGCAUGGGAAACCGCUAGAGAGCCACUUGCAAGAGCCUAUCCCAGCUCCUUGUUAUGA
This is a messenger RNA of Aureobasidium musti, 618 nucleotides long. The record is from the annotation of a GenBank genome assembly. NCBI's taxonomy places the organism in Eukaryota, Fungi, Ascomycota, Dothideomycetes, Dothideales, Saccotheciaceae.